This is a messenger RNA of Cataglyphis hispanica, 2893 nucleotides long. RefSeq names its product probable leucine--tRNA ligase, mitochondrial (gene LeuRS-m). The transcript has 8 exons. Bases 165 to 2825 code for a protein of 886 amino acids. Gene Ontology annotation, cellular component: mitochondrion. NCBI's taxonomy places the organism in Eukaryota, Metazoa, Arthropoda, Insecta, Hymenoptera, Formicidae. The record is from RefSeq and is a predicted model, not a curated record. Gene Ontology annotation, biological process: leucyl-tRNA aminoacylation; mitochondrial translation. Gene Ontology annotation, molecular function: aminoacyl-tRNA deacylase activity; leucine-tRNA ligase activity; ATP binding.
ACAGAAUAAAUAUAAUUUUUAAUAAUUUAUAAACAGUAAUUUAUCUAGAGCUGUACAGAAAAAUGACAGCGUACAUGGUAUUAUAACAUGUACACUUUUGAAUAUGAUAUAAUAAGUGUAUAUUUUGUCUCACUUUGGUUAUACGAAAAGAAUCACAAUUUAUAAUGGUGCAAAAUAUGUUGCGUACCCUGAAAGCAAUAUCUCGAUAUGAGAGACGAAGAUUUUGCAGUAAUAAUCUUCAUCAGCGACUGUCUCCUACAGUGGAUAUAUUAUCGUAUACAGAAUGCACAUUGUCUGUGAAGCAAAAAAUAGAAGGUUAUUGGAGAGAUAAAAUUAAUUCUUACAAAUGCAUUGCUAACAAUGACAUGAAAGAUAAAUUUUAUGUUCUUUCUAUGUUUCCAUACCCAUCUGGUGCUUUGCAUAUGGGUCAUGUUAGAGUUUAUACAAUAAGUGAUGUUUUAGCUCGAUUUUAUAGACUUAAAGGUAAAAAUGUGAUUCAUCCUAUGGGUUGGGAUGCCUUUGGAUUACCAGCAGAAAAUGCUGCUAUUGAAAGAAAAAUUGACCCUGCUGUAUGGACAAGUGAAAAUAUAAAGACAAUGCAUUACCAAUUGAAAAAGCUGAAUUAUUCUUUUGAUUGGGAGAGAGAAUUUGCAACUUGUGAUGCUGAUUAUUAUAAAUGGACACAGGAGCUUUUUCUGAAACUGUUUGAUAAAGGUUUGGCCUAUCAAAAGAAAGCUUAUGUUAAUUGGGAUCCUAUUGAUCAGACUGUAUUAGCUGAAGAACAGGUAGACUUGAAUCAGCGAUCUUGGAGAUCUGGUGCAAUUGUGGAAAAAAAAUUAUUAAAUCAAUGGUUUAUUAAAACAACAGCUUUUGCAAAAUCAUUGAGAGAGGGUUUAGAUGAUCCAAACUUGAAAGAAUGGAAAGAUAUCAUAAAGUUACAAAAGCAUUGGAUAGGUGAUUGCAAUGGCAUUAAUAUCGAUUUUAAACUGAUAUCCGAAAUUCCAGACUUUCCAGAAAUAAUAAACUUGUGGACUGAUAUGCCAGAAUUUAUAGAGUAUGCAAAAUUUGUUGCUAUAUCUCCUGAAAGUAUAUUACAUCGUAAAGAACAUACAUAUGAUAUAGACGUUGGGAUAAAAGGUUUAAAUGCAAAAAUAAUAAAUCCAUUUUCUGGUGAAGAGUUGCCAAUUUUUAUCACCGAUAAAGUGGUUUACCCACCGUGGAGAGAUACCCGCUUGGGUAUACCUUCGGCGUCAAUGGAUGAUUUAAAUUUUUCAGAAUUAGUUGGAAUACCAUUUACACGGCAUUCAAUACGUAACUAUGAACAGCAACAGCAAAAGAUAUCCGAAAUAAUCCAGAAAGCUAGAGAAUGGAGAAUAGGCGGAUAUCCAGUAAGUUCGAGAUUACAAGAUUGGUUAAUCUCUAGACAAAGAUAUUGGGGUACACCUAUACCUAUUAUUCAUUGUAUUAAUUGUGGUAUUCAACCAGUACCUCGUGAUCAACUUCCUGUGACAUUACCAAAGAUAAUACAUUCAUCAUCAAAUAAAGGAUUUUCCAUCCAUGAUGCAAAAGAUUGGUUGCAGACAGAAUGUCCCAAGUGUGGAGAAAAGGCGACUAGAGAAACCGAUACAAUGGACACAUUUGUAGAUAGUAGUUGGUAUUUUCUAAGAUUUAUAGAUCCUAAAAAUACAAAAGAGAUGUUUGCUAUAGAAAAAGUUAAGGAAGCUUUUCCUGUGGAUCUUUACAUAGGUGGAAAAGAACAUGCUGUGCUUCACUUAUACUAUGCUAGGUUUAUGAGUCACUUCUUGCAUUCGGAAGGUCUUAUACCAUGCCGAGAACCAUUUAGACAGCUUCUUGUGCAAGGGGUAAUAAUGGGUAAAACAUAUAAAACUAAAAAUACUGGCCAAUAUGUGGCAGAGAAUGAGCUAAUAAAGGAAGGAGACCAAUAUAAGACAAAGUCUGGAGAACUUGUCUUUAUGAACUGGGAAAAGAUGUCGAAAUCAAAACGCAAUGGAGUUGAACCUAUCAGCUUAUUAUAUAAAUAUGGAAUAGAUACAACUAGAUUAUUAAUAUUGGCAGAUGUUGCACCAACAUCUACUAGGAAUUGGUCGGAAAAUACUAUUCCUGGUAUAAAAAAUUGGCAAAAUCGUAUUUGGAGUACUAUUAAACAAUUUAAAAUUGAACGUGAUAAUAUGUCUUUGGAACAACUUCAAAGUGAACCUACUAAUCCUAACUAUGUUAAACAUAAUGCAUAUAUGUUUGAUAGUCGAAAUUAUUUUCUCAAAAAUGUCACAUAUAACAUGGUAAAAUCACAACAGCUUAGUAUAGCAAUAUCUAGAAUGCAAGGUCUUACAAAUAGUUUGCGAAAAGUUAAUAUAGAGUGUUUGAGAAAAAGUCGCGAAUAUGAACGAGCGUUAGCUGUUCAAAUUAUAAUGCUUGCUCCAUUUGCUCCACAUUUUGCCUCCGAGUUAUGGGCUAUUUUUUGUUCUGUGAAACAUCAUCUAAUAGACAAUAAUGAAGUAAGCUUGGACAAAGAUGUGCUCGAACAAAAAUGGCCAGACAUUGAUAUGGAUUAUAAACUUAUAUUGAAUGUUUAUAUGAACAAAAGACAAUUUUUGAAAUUGAAGUUUCCUCGAUAUAUAUUGGACAAAAUGACUGCAGAAAUGGCAUUAGAAGAUGUAAUCCUUCAUCCACAUUAUAAAAAGAUUUCUGAUGAUAAAAAUAUUGUAGAUAUCAAUCUUGAAUCAGAGAAAGGCUGCGAUGCAUCAUUGUAUAUAACCAUGGAAAAACAGAAAGAAGAUAUUAGGAAUACUGUUAUUACAGACUAAAGAUAAGUUAUAUAAUACUUUUGUUUUUAAUAUAUAUAAAAUAUUAAUAAAAAAUUGUAUUAUAAGAA